AUGAGCACUCAGGAGCAGGAAGAAGCAGAGAAGAAAUACGACCCACUUGACACAACUCUGAAGUUUGUUGACAGGGGGGACGACUUGGAUCCAGUGUCCUCAGAUUUUUUCUCCCUCCGAGCAGAGAUGUCCUGCGGCCACGCCGUCACUCCUGAAUCUCUGACCCAGUGGUGUCGCAGCCAGCUGAACGAGGGCAAUUAUAAAUUCAGAUGUCCUGCGUUGGUGGACGGCAUCACGAUGUGCAAUAAACUGUGGUCGUACAAGGAGGUGCGCAGACUGGCGGAUUUGGAUGUUGAGGAAAUGCAGUAUUUUGAGGAGAACAUGGCCCGUUUGGCUGUAGCAGAAUACUGUGAGGUUCAUUCGUGCCCAAGGUGCAAGACCAGUGUGGAGAGGAAGAAUCUGUCCAACCUGUGUGUCCAGUGUGUCGUUUGUACAGCGGACCUGAAGAAGUCCUACCAGUUCUGUUGGCAAUGCGACAAGCCUUGGAAGAGCCCAGGAGCUGGAUCAGGCCGCUGCGGCAACGACGGCUGCGUCAACAAGGACCUACAGAUUCUGUGGACGUGCAAAACCAUCAGUCUGUUCGACGUCGUAGGCGUCGAUAGCUGCCCCUCGGUCCGAGCCUGUCCGGUGUGCGGUCUAAAGGUGGAACACAACCAGAAGUAUUGCAAAAAUGUUGUGUGUCCACGCUGCAAAGAGGAGUUCUGUUUUGUAUGCCUGAAACUAAAGCGUAUCUGUUGUCAAACCAGUUCGCCGUUUACAAUCUGUCCUGACGGUGUGGCUCCGAGACAGACGUCUAUUCCCGUCUGGAAGAAAAAAAUAACGGGAAAAUAG
Messenger RNA from Nematolebias whitei (Rio pearlfish), 831 nucleotides. RefSeq names its product probable E3 ubiquitin-protein ligase ARI7. The record is from RefSeq and is a predicted model, not a curated record. Bases 1 to 831 code for a protein of 276 amino acids. The transcript is spliced from 4 exons. NCBI's taxonomy places the organism in Eukaryota, Metazoa, Chordata, Actinopteri, Cyprinodontiformes, Rivulidae.